GACGCAGGUACUUAAUGCUCGGUUGGCAAGUCUCGGCGACAAAGUUGGACAAAGCGCGAAAUCCGUGGAUGGACAGAACAAGCAGUACUACAGAGCGGUACUACUAAGAUACGAACGGUGAUACGAGGCACGGGGCGCUCAUUCAAGUUGCACGCUCCUGGUUUUCUGGAAAUCGUCAGCGGUCGGGGCCAUUAAACGCGUUAUAUGUGUCUUGCAAUUUGAUCCCGCGGCGCUCGGUGCGGUGCCCUGAUCGGAGAAUAAUUUACGCGAAUUCCUGGGCAUCCUGGGUCUCUGUGCGACCAGCAGACCUCCUGGGUUCCUUUUCACGCCCCUCAUGCCACCAUCGUCUCGUCAUUCCCGUUGUCGCGCAGUAUCCGAUACUCGUCGCGCCGAACGUCGUCGACGGUCAUCAGAAAGACAGUGUGUGUGUGUGCAUCCAGCAUUGUCUCGCCGAUUUUUCGGUGAGUAGUGUGAGACAUAUCCACUUCAUGUGCUGCUGCAUUUGACGCGAAUGCCGACCUAAUCCCGUGAUCGCACGACUGAUAAAUAAAUGCAAGUUUCUGAGUAAUGCAGGGCAUAAUGCCAGUUAAGACAAAAUCACGUGUUCCCGAAAAUAUGGGGGUCACAGGUGGACUGGUAGAUGCCCGUGCUAAGCAAGUCUUAAGAGAGGCUGUAGAUGCUGUUGUUAAUAGCUUUGCAAAGCAUAGUCAAGGUUAUGGCAGAGUAAAUGUUGUGGAAGCAUUGCAAGAAUUUUGGCAGAUGAAACAGGCCAGAGGAACAGAAUUGAGAAAUGGCGCAUUAGUUAUUUAUGAAUCUGUUCCUGGUGCCAAUCCACCUUACGUUUGCUACGUAACUCUUCCUGGAGGAUCUUGUUUUGGAAGCUUUCAAAACUGUCCCACAAAGGCGGAAGCACGCAGGUCGGCUGCAAAAAUCGCGUUAAUGAAUUCUGUAUUCAAUGAACAUCCAUCGCGAAAAAUUACUGAUGAUUUUAUCGAGAAAGCUGUCGCAGAGGCGAGAGCUAGUUUUUCCAAACCUUCGGCAACAUCAAAUGGAGUCAGUAGCCAAGCACAAGGAAGCAGCGAUGAGAAGGAAGAUCCAAAUACAGGUAUAGGUGCGUUUCGUUUUAUGUUGGAAUGUAAUCGUGGAAGAACAAUGUUGGAAUUCCAAGAAUUAAUGACAGUCUUUCAAUUGCUUCAUUGGAACGGUUCUUUAAAAGCCAUGAGAGAAAGACAGUGUAGUAGGCAGGAAGUAGUCGCGCAUUAUAGUCAUCGGGCAUUGGACGACGAUAUGCGUAGUCAAAUGGCAUUAGAUUGGGUCGCUAGAGAACAUGAGAGUGGUGGCGGGAUCGUGGCAAUGGAAUUGGCUUUGGCCGAGCGUGAAUUGGAAACUGCGCGAUUAGCAGGACGAGAACUGAGAUUUCCAAAAGAAAAAAAAGAUAUAUUAAUGCUCGCACAUGCGCAGGUUUGUCCGCAAUGAAUUCUAAUAAGAAUACUAUUGCGGUACAUAACGUACAAGACUGGUCUUUCACGAGAGAUAAGAUUUUGUAAAAACUUUUUUAAAAGUUUUUUUGAGAUUUGUUUUACAAAAACUAUUUUAUUUCUUUUUAAGGCCUUUAUGGCACAAGAACUAUCUCGUCCUUUUUAUAAAGCAUAAACUCUAUAACCUUCCUUUUCUUAUAAAGCAUUUCUGGUGAUAAUAGAUCUUAAA
Pogonomyrmex barbatus (red harvester ant) is the source of this 1707-nucleotide messenger RNA. RefSeq names its product Limb expression 1 family member lowfat (gene lft). NCBI's taxonomy places the organism in Eukaryota, Metazoa, Arthropoda, Insecta, Hymenoptera, Formicidae. Gene Ontology annotation, biological process: autophagosome maturation. The record is from RefSeq and is a predicted model, not a curated record. Gene Ontology annotation, cellular component: cytoplasm.